AAAUAUAUUAAGGAGAUUUAGCUUCCUAUCGGUAAGUUAGCCAGUUGAGUAAAGCCACCUAGUGAGCUGUGCGCCUGUUGGAGCUAACGUUGACUGUGGCUGGGCGCAGCCCUCCCUCGGGAAUUCGAGCCCAGGAGGUUCAGCAGGUUCCGAUGACCGUGAGUUUGACCCAUCAGCAGACAUGCUUGUCCAUGACUUUGAUGAUGAACGCACCCUGGAGGAAGAAGAGAUGUUGGAGGCAUCAGACGAGACGAACGCCAACGAGAUUGAAGAUCUUGCACGAGAGGGAGAGAUGCCCAUUCACGAGCUACUGAGUCUUUAUGGUUAUGGGGGCGGUCCACCAGCAGAUGAAGACGAAGAGGAAGAACCUGAGGAAGAAGAGGAUGAUGAGGAUGAGGAUGAGGAAGAGGACCUUGACAAUGAUGAAAGCAGUAGAAGCACCGGCGAGUUAAAAAUAAAUGAGAUCGAGGGUGUUAAGAUCUCAUCGGUACCGGGGGAAGAGGCCCAGGCGACCUCUGAGGUCCGCACACGCUCCGUCAGGUCCCUCGGCACCGCAGAACUCAUUCGCCCCCAGAAGAUGAAGUACUUUGAAAGUAAUAAUGAUGCAGAGGAGGAGUCGGAUGAAGAUGAGGACUACGUUCCAUCGGAAGACUGGAAAAAGGAAAUCAUGGUGGGUUCAAUGUAUCAGGCAGAAACCCCCUCCGGCCUGUGUAAAUAUAAAGACAAUGAAAAGGUUUAUGAAAAUGAUGACCAGUUGUUGUGGAACCCCGAGUGUCUUCCUGAAGGCAGAGUGGUGGAGUUCUUGACGGAGGCAUCAAGGCGGACCGGAGAGGAGAAGGGAGUGGACGCCAUCCCAGAGGGAUUCCACAUCAAAGACAAUGAACAGGCGUUGUAUGAACUAGUGAAGUGUGACUUUGACACGGAGGAAGCUUUGAGAAGACUGAAGUUUAAUGUAAAAGCGGCCAGAGAAGACCUUGGAGAUCUGAGAUUAACACCUAUUCUCUCUGCAACAGAGGAGCUUUCUGUCUGGACUGAAGAGGAAUGUAGAAAUUUUGAACAAGGACUAAAAGCUUAUGGGAAAGACUUUCAUUUAAUACAGGCCAACAAGGUGAGAACUAGGUCUGUAGGAGAAUGUGUGGCCUUUUAUUACAUGUGGAAGAAGUCUGAGCGUUAUGAUUUCUUUGCACAGCAAACCAGACUUGGGAAAAGGAAAUACAACCUUCACCCUGGUGUCACAGACUACAUGGAUAGAUUAUUGGAUGAAACGGAAAGCGCCACGUCCAGCAGGGCGGCGUCGCCGCCUCCCUCCAGCAGCAGCGCCAGCCACUCGGAGAGGGAAGACGGCAGCAGUCAGAACGGUAUCUUAAGCCACGCUUCAAGUCACCCAGUGGACGGCGCUCAGCUGCUCCCGAUACAUCAAGUCAAGCCCGAGUCCCUUCAGUCCAACGGUCCCGCCCACCCGCCGCCGGACGCUCCGGCUCCCGUUUCGGACACCUCCAACGGCUGCGGCGCAGACGGCCACGAGCAGAACGGCUCACUAGAGCCUCCGGCAGACCGCCGGGACCUGGCGACGGCGCACGAGAGGCCGGCCAAGAGGUGCCGGACGGAGGCGGAGCCACUAGGCCAGAGCGAGGUGGAAGCGUCCAGAACGCAGGAGGACUGAAGGCGUUCAGUGGCGUGGACUAAGACGCCUAGACGAAGGGGGGGGGGGGGAUUCCUGCCUGGCCCCCGAGAGCAGAGACUCUCUUUUUGGACGAGGUUAAAAGGUCACUGAAAAUCCCAGCUUGAAGAGCACAGCCGACCAAAGUGUAGCUGGUCCUUUGAGGCACGGGGGAGGUUGGCCGCCGCCGCCGCCGCCGCCUCUUCCCUCACCCCCCCACUCCAAUAGGUGGGAAGACGGCCUGCUCGUAUCCCACAGCAUCAUCUUCCACCCGAGGUCACUUCUUCGAUGACUGGCUGACAUUUUGACAAGAAUUUCCUUUUUCUAUUUGUACUCAUAGAAAGUCAAUCACCUGUGAUAUUUUUUUACACAAGAUAUUUAUAUUUUUUAACAGAAGAAAACUAUAACUGCUGUCCGAGUUAUUUGAGAGCACACGUUUGGGGUUCUUCAAACGUAGACGAUUAUAUGCCUAAAUUGUCCAAAAAAAAGAAGAGGAAACGGUGGGCAAACACAAGACGAGUGAGAUUUUAGUUGCACUUUGAUUGUACGGUUCUCAUCUUUCGAGCGGUGUGGAAAACCCAGCAGAAUUGCAUUUUCACUCCUCUGCGCGCGCGCCUCCCUCGCCCCGCGGGUUUGUUUGUGUGAAGCAGCUGACAUCAGUGAUGUCCUGUAUAAUAACUCAUCACCUAGGAGAUUGCUGUAUUUUUGGAUUUUCAUAGUCGGUGCUUUGCUCAACGCUUUGUUUUUACUAGACCGAAUGUCCGUGAUUUUUAAUGUAAAGUUUGUAUAGAUUUCUUACCUUGAGCAGUUGGUACAUUUGUUUGUUCAGGUCUUCCUCGUAGGCUUCCAUGCUUUUUGCUUACAAAGCGUUCGCCUGUGUUGCUCUGAGAUGGAUGUAAUUCUUUCUUCUUUUUUUUUAAGUAGCCAUUCCUCGUUCCCUUUGUUUGGCAGCACGGCUCAUUCCUGUGUGACCUCGCACGUCCCGCCGCCGCCAUCUUCUUUGCAAAGUGGUCAAAGUGUUCCCGCCUGUAUCUCCCGUCUGUCCAGGUGGACGUCGGCGUGCGAGCUGGGAAACCUUCAUUUGUUUUUGGUACAGUAGCUGUACAGGAUGCUGCUGUAUUUUACUUUGUACUCCAGCUUUGAACUUCCACAAAUUAAGAUAAGUUUGUCUCCAUAUUGUUGAUCCAUGUAGUCUUUCCCUUCAUUGACAGUGAUGUUUUUUUAUUUGUAAAUGUUGAAAUGAAUAAAAGUGUAUUCCAAGACUGGCUAUGAA
Gasterosteus aculeatus aculeatus (three-spined stickleback) is the source of this 2933-nucleotide messenger RNA. The record is from RefSeq and is a predicted model, not a curated record. NCBI's taxonomy places the organism in Eukaryota, Metazoa, Chordata, Actinopteri, Perciformes, Gasterosteidae.